This is a messenger RNA of Ruditapes philippinarum (Manila clam), 1832 nucleotides long. RefSeq names its product putative ammonium transporter 1. The annotation marks the transcript as partial. The record is from RefSeq and is a predicted model, not a curated record. Gene Ontology annotation, cellular component: membrane. The transcript is spliced from 7 exons. Gene Ontology annotation, biological process: ammonium transmembrane transport; ammonium homeostasis. Gene Ontology annotation, molecular function: ammonium channel activity. Lineage: Eukaryota; Metazoa; Mollusca; Bivalvia; Venerida; Veneridae.
GUUGCAGCACUUGGUGGUUUUAUUUUAUUCUUUGGAUUUCUUGCAUUUAAUGGUGGGUCCCUUGGCUCCCUAGUCGGAACCGGAAACGGUGCUACAAUAAGUUUGGUCGUGGUCAACACAAUCAUCGCCGGAUCAUUUGGCGCAUUUUCCUGCAUGCUAAUUCACAGAUCUCCUAGAUUUGGCAGUGGGAAAUUCAGUUUGUUGAUGACCAUAAAUGGCGCUUUAACUGGAAUGGUGGCAACCUGUGCAUUGGUGAAUGCAAUGUAUCCAUGGACAGCCUGUAUUCUAGGACUUGGAGCCGGGCCUGUCUAUCAUAUAGUCUCGUAUUUGGUAAGACGGGUGGGAGUAGAUGAUCCUCUUGAUGCCGUGGCUGUGCAUUUUGGAGGCGGUGUAUUCAGCGUCCUGUCUCUGCCAUUCUUUCACAGAGAAAUUGGUAUAUUCCACAACUGGGACAAGAAAUCAGGUUUGGUUUUAGGUUUGCAGAUCGCUGGCCUCGGAACUAUCAUACUGUGGACUGCUGUAACAUCCGCACUACUUUUUGGUGGGUUGAGGUUACUGGGAAUUCUACGCGUCCCCGAGGAAGUUGAAAUCAAAGGACUUGAUAUACACAAGCAUGAACCGGCGUAUCCUGUUGAAGCAUAUGGUACAGGUCAUGUGGAGAAGUUGCUUCGGAUUGUCACAUCUGGUGAUAAAGAAAGAGCGAAACAAAUCAUCAAACAAAUGAGAGGCCGGUCAGAGGUGGGUUACAUGGAGAUAAAGGAUCAGGGUCCCUACGAAAAUCCAGAAGCUCACUGGACGACAGCAAAAUGUAGACCGACACAACAAGCUUCUCAAGAGAUUUGAUUGGACAAAACUUUUAAAUACAAAAUUUUAUAGAGGAGUUUCUAUAUUUGAGCCGCGUCAUGACAAAACCAACCUAAUGGGUUUGCGACCAGCAUGUAACCAGACCAGUCUGCGCAUCCGCGCAGUCUGAUCAGGAUCCAUGCUGUUCGCUUCCAGUUCCUCUGCUUGUUAUAGGGUUGGUAAGCUUCCUGAUCAGGCUGCGCGGAUGCGCAGGCUGGUCUGGAUCAAUGCUGAUCGCAAACCCACUAUGUUGGUCUUGUCGUGACGCGGCUCAUUUAUAUUCCAAAAUCGUGGUUUGAUCAAGAAAUUAAAGUGUACUUAUUUCCAGUUUUCAAUUUCUAUUUUGUAAAUUUAAAUUUGUUAGUCUUAGUUUAAAAAAAACUUAUAGAACAUCUCAUAUUAAGUUCUUUUUCUCGAAUUUAAAAUGGAAAAUACCAACCGCUUAAUGUUAUUUUACGUCAAUGUUUUGAUUUUUGGGACAAUUGAUUCAUACCGUUUACUGUUAAAGACUAAACCCCUUUUAAGCCGGUGCUGGGGACCUGUAGAUUUCCAUCAUUCUUUAUCUCUCUCAUGGACAGAGUGAAAUCAAACCGAGUCCACAACUUUAACCAUGUUGCUUUCGACCGAUUUAUCUUUAUAUAGAUGAUUAGUUUCCUCAAUCUUAAUUUGGCCAUAAAGUAAGCAAUACACACAAAGGACUGACUUUAAUAAAAUAGGAAAUUUUAGUUACCUUUGUAUAUUUUAGGACUGAAGCAUGAUUUUUCAUACUUUAUGCAUUAAGCAUUUGAAUCCGCAUUUACACAUUAAAGCUUCAUGGUAGUUAAAGAUUUCUUUCAACAUAGCAUUGAUUGAAUUAAGUGUUGUAUAAUACAUAAUUAUCGGUGCUAAAGACAUUAAUGCUUUAAGAUUAAUUAAAUUUAAUAAAGCACACAUUUUAGAAUAUAAUUAAAAACGUAUGUUAAUAUACAGAAUAUUUUUACAUGAUGUGU